Molecule: messenger RNA, 6865 nt
Organism: Cyanistes caeruleus (blue tit)
Lineage: Eukaryota; Metazoa; Chordata; Aves; Passeriformes; Paridae
Product: contactin-associated protein-like 4
Molecular function (GO): calcium ion binding
Source: RefSeq, a predicted model, not a curated record
GGCUGCAGAUUGAUCUUGGUGAAAGAACUGAGAUUACUGCUGUUGCUACUCAAGGUGGUUAUGGGAGCUCAGACUGGGUAACAAGCUACCUUCUGAUGUUCAGUGACAGUGGACGAAAUUGGAAGCAAUAUCGUCAAGAGGAAAGCAUUUGGGCCUUUUCUGGAAACACAAAUGCAGACAGUGUCGUGUACUAUAAGCUUCAGCAUUCUAUUAAAGCAAGAUUUCUCCGUUUCAUACCUUUGGACUGGAAUCCAAAUGGCAGGAUUGGAAUGCGCAUUGAAGUGUAUGGAUGCACAUAUAGGUCUGAGGUGGUUGGCUUUGAUGGGAAAAGUUGUCUAAUUUACACAUUUAAUAAAAAACUCAUUAAUGCACUGAAAGAUGUGAUUUCUCUGAAGUUUAAGACAAUGCAAAGUGAUGGAAUUCUCCUCCACAGAGAAGGACAAAAUGGAGACCACAUCACCAUGGAAUUAACUAAAGGGAAGCUGUCCCUACUGAUUAAUUUAGGUGAUACUAAAACUCAUCCUUCUAAUGCCCAAGUUAAUAUUACGCUGGGCAGCCUUUUGGAUGAUCAACACUGGCAUUCUGUUCUCAUUGAGCAUUUUAACAAUCAAGUAAACUUUACAGUGGAUAAACACACUCAUCAUUUUCAUGCAAAAGGAGAAUUCAGUUAUUUGGACCUUGAUUAUGAGCUCAGCUUUGGAGGGAUCCCAGUGCCUGGAAAAUCAGGGAUAUUAUCACGCAGGAACUUUCAUGGGUGUUUUGAAAAUAUUUAUUAUAAUGGAGUGAACAUUAUUGACCUGGCCAGGAGGCAUAAAUCUCAGAUCUACAUUGUGGGCAAUAUGUCCUUCUCGUGUUUAGAGCCACAGGUGGUUCCUGUUACAUUUCUGAGCUCCAGCAGUUUUCUGGCACUGCCAGGCACAUCAGGGCAAGACGAAGUAUUUGUCAGUUUUCAGUUUCGCACCUGGAACAAGGAAGGACUUCUAUUAUCCAGUAAACUGCACCACUCUUCAGGUGGAUUCCUCUUAUAUUUGAGUGAUGGCAGAGUGAAAAUCAAUCUUCAUAAAACAGGAAGAGUAAUGAGUGACAUCGCUGCAGGUGCUGGAUUAAAUAAUGGCCAGUGGCAUUCUGUAUCUCUCUCUAUCAAAAGGAAUCGUAUCAGUUUAAGAGUGGACAAUGAUGUGACUUCAUCUGCUCAUGCCUUCAUACCUCUGCAGAUUUAUUCAGAUGUGUUCUACUUUGGAGGCUGUCCUAGCAAUGGAAACACUUCUGAAUGUAAUACCUCAUCUGGUGGUUUUCAAGGAUGCAUGCGACUUAUUUCCAUUGGUAACAAAGCAGUGGAUAUGAUCUCUAUUCAGCAAAACGGUUUUGGCAAUUUCAGUGAUCUUCAGAUAGAUUUAUGUGGCAUUACAGACAGGUGUUUGCCUAAUUACUGUGAACAUGGUGGUGAGUGCUCACAGUCCUGGAACAGUUUCCACUGCAACUGUGCCAAUACUGGUUACAGGGGAGCUACUUGUCACUAUCCCAUCUAUGAGCAAUCAUGUGAAGCCUAUAAGCACAGAGGGAACACUUCAGGCUUUUACAAUAUUGAUUCAGAUGGAAGUGGCCCCUUGGGACCAUUUCUUGUAUACUGCAAUAUGACAGAUGCUACGUGGACAAUUAUACAGCAUAACAGCACCAACCUAACCAGAGUUAAAAGUGCUAAUCGAGAGAACCCACACACUGUGUUUUUCAAGUAUUCUGCCAGCCUAGACCAGCUUCAGGCUACAAUAAACCUUGCAGAUCACUGUGAACAAGAGCUUGCUUACUACUGCAAAAAAUCAAGGCUUUUAGAUAAGUCAGAUGGGAUGCCACUGAGCUGGUGGAUUGGAAGAACCAAUGAAACUCAUACUUACUGGGGAGGUUCCUUGCCUGCUGUACAAAAAUGUGCUUGUGGACUGGAGGGAAGCUGCAUUGAUUCCCAGCAUUACUGCAACUGUGAUGCAGACAGGGAUGAAUGGACUAAUGAUACUGGCUUCCUCUCCUACAAGGACCAUCUACCAGUAACUGAAAUUGUGAUCACAGAUACUGACAGACCAAACUCAGAAGCUGCUUACAAACUGGGGCCUUUGCUUUGCCGUGGUGAUAGAACAUUUUGGAAUUCAGCUUCCUUCAACACAGAGACAUCCUACCUGCAUUUCCCCACCUUCCAUGGAGAACUUAGUGCAGAUGUCUCAUUUUUCUUUAAAACUACUGCUUCCUCAGGAGUGUUUUUAGAGAACCUUGGAAUUCAAGAUUUCAUAAGGAUAGAGUUGCAGUCUCCAUCUGAAGUGGUUUUUUCCUUUGACGUGGGAAAUGGACCUAGCGAAGUCAUAGUGCAAUCACGCCAUUCCUUAAAUGACAACCAAUGGCAUUAUGUGAAGGCUGAACGAAAUGUCAAAGAAGCUUCCUUACAAAUAGAUCAGCUUCCUCAAAGAUCUCACAGUGCUCCACCUGAUGGACAUAUUCGCUUGCAGCUCAACAGCCAGCUUUUUGUAGGUGGAACAGCAUCCAGGCAGAAGGGAUUUUUGGGAUGCAUUCGUUCAUUACGGUUGAAUGGAAUGGCCCUUGAUCUGGAAGAGAGAGCAAAGAUAACACCAGGAGUUGAACCAGGCUGUCCUGGACAUUGUAGCAGCUAUGGUAACCUGUGUCACAAUGGUGGAAAAUGCAGAGAGAAAUACAGUGGAUUUUCUUGUGACUGCAGUUUCUCAGCCUAUGCUGGUCCAUUCUGCAAGAAAGAGAUCUCUGCCUACUUUUGGACUGGCACUUCCGUGACAUAUAACUUUCAAGAAUACUACACAUUAGCUAAAAAUUCCAGUUCUCAUGCUUCUUCUUUCUAUGCGGACAUGACAUUGACCCGGGAAGAAAUUACAUUUGCCUUUCGAACAACUCGGACACCAAGCUUACUGCUCUAUGUCAGCUCCUUCUACAAGGAAUACCUCUCGGUCAUUCUCACCAGGAACGGGAGUUUACAGGUUAGGUACAAGUUAGACAGCCAUCAAGAUCCUGAUGUCUUCAGCAUCACUUUCAAAAGCAUGGCUGAUGGACAACUACAACAUGUGAAGAUUAACAGAGAGGAGGAAAAGCUCUUUGUAGAGGUUAACCAGAAGGAAAGAAUGAAGUUUAUUCUGUCUUCAGGCACAGAAUUCAAUGCAAUCAAGUCUCUCACACUUGGCAAGAUUUUAGAAAACAGCGAUGUAGAUGAGGAGACUAUGAAGGCAAACUCUCAGGGGUUUGUUGGCUGUCUAUCUUCAGUGCAGUUCAACCACAUUGCUCCUUUGAAGGCUGCACUGCACCACAGCAGCUCAGCCCCUGUCAUUGUAAAAGGGCGUUUCACUGAAUCCAACUGUGGUACUUUAACUGGAGCUGACUCAACAUCAAGUGAAACAACCCAUUCAUUUGCAGGUGUGAUAGCAGUUGUCAUAUUCAUCCUACUUUGCAUCACGGCCAUAGCCAUACGCAUUUACAAAAAAAGCAUAUACUCAAAAAAUGAGACAAAAGGAUCUGAAAAUGAAGACAGUGCUGAAUCUGCAUUGAAAAGUGAGCUCAGCAUGCAAAACACAGCCAAUGAAAAUCAAAAGGAAUACUUCUUCUGAUUGUCAGUAAUGAUUUAAUCUAAUAUAAUAAGGUGACAGUCUGAUUUUCUUGCUAAGCCAGGGGGCUCUCAUUGGACAGAAAAAGUUCUCGCACACUACUCUAAAUGCAAUGGAUUUGAGAUUUACUAUACUCGAUAUGUUCAGUCUCAGUGAUUGCUGUAGCAGGCCUCUUUAAAUUACAUGCAUUCCUUAGCUAUUAUACCGUAAAUGCAUUUUAUGUAACAGUGAAUUAGAUAUUGUAACCAAUUUCAUUGUUGGUAGUUUCCGACUGUUCUAGUGUGACCUUCUACAAAUGAAGUUUAAUGUACACACUGAAUAUGAUUUCUGAAUGGGAAAAUUGUUAAGAAUUUAUUCCUAUCCUUUUCUUUAAAAUUUGAUCGAUGAUUUUUGUUCAAGGUGAAAGGUAGAUUCUUAUACUUUGUGUUACUAAAGAAAUUCUGCUGUGCUGCAUUAUGGUGAUCCAUCUUACUUCCUCAAACUGAAAAUGCCUUUUGAGCUGCUGUUGGCUGGUGUCAGCAUCUGCUUGUGAGCCAUGGCAUUUGAUGACCAGAACAAACUGUAUUUAUUUCCCCUGGGAUGUGACUGAUAUCUUCAUUAUCCCUUCCGUUUGGUGGGCUUAGCAGAACUGAAGAGUUAACAGUGGGUUGAAAUACUUUAAAAUCUCUUUUGCAGCAGAUUUUCACUUAUGGUCAGGUGAUGGUACCUAGAGACUCAUGCACAUUCUGGGUAUUUUAAAUAAAAUAGGGGGGGAAAACUCAAGACCUUUGCUUGGAAAGUAAAAUGCUAACAAUAGUUAACUUAUCAAGAGUGAAAACACCAAAAGAUGAUCAAGGUUACUGUCCCUGGAAAUUAGUGAUGAUGCUUCUAUCAAGAAGUAAUGCUCAGUGCACUAUCUGGGAUGUAUUCUCUGGAACUGUUGUAUCUGUGAUUUGCUCCAGACCUCAAGACUAAUUUUUUCUAAGUUAUAGAAAUUAUACAGAGUCUGCUACAUGAACACUUUUGAUCUGCACUCUUAAUAGUACCUACUAUACCUCUGUGAGAUAAAGUCCGAUUACACCACUCAAAAUUAAACUUUUGUCAGGUGCUUACUAUGCUGACAGAGUAAAUGAAAGCUAUCUAUGUUGUAUGAACAAAUUGUUAGAUAUGAAGGCUAGGUUUAUGUUGUCUUAAAAAAAGAUUGUAAUAUUACUUCAGACACCAUAGGGUAUAUGAAAUGCCUGUGUGGCUCGAUGUAAAUAUCAUAGAUUCCACAGAAGGUGUGUGUCUUUUGAGAAGUGACAAACAGGAAUUGGGUAGAAGGCAUCAUAAAUGGCAUUAGACGACAAUAUUUAGGUAACUGACCCACACAAAACAUUUUUCUGUUUCUGUCCCCAGUGAAAUCACUUGGUGUCUAGGGCUUGGAUCUGAGAAUUUCUGUGACCUUGUACACUUGAGUUUGAAAUUUAAAUAUCUUCCAGAAUUGAUUUAUAUCUACUCCUAUUGAAAGCAAUGAGAACAGUCAUUGUUUUUCUAUUUGAAGAAUCACAGCUAGACCCUAGAUUGUGAAGUUUGGAAGAUGUUUAUCAUAGGUGCCCAACAACAUUUUAAAGACAUGGAAAACUGACAUGUUAUGCCUAAACCUUUAAUAUGUCAAUUUCUUUACAUAAAUAGCAAUUGUAAAUAUAAAUGUCCAGCGGAUAUUUUCAUUUAAAACUUACUUUCUUCCAUUAGUCUUCACUUUCUACCAAAAAUUCUACCAUUCCUUUCUACUCCCUUCUAUACAGAUUUACUUAAUUUUUAGCAAAAAUUUAUGUCCUUUUUUUGGGUGCCUGGAUGCUCUGCAAUCAUAAAUUACUCAGAUUAACAUGUAGUGAUUUCUUGUUUUCAGUUCUGCAAUUCUGCUUGCAUCUCUGAGAGAUUAAUCAGGCUGAGGACCCAGGAUCAAAACUGUAUCCAUGUUGUGGUUUUGGUACAGCUUUCUCCAUGAUAAGAGGUCACCUUUAGAAAGGCUAGAGUACUGGACUAUUCCAAAGAAGUGAUGAAAAUAUCCUGUUAGUGGAUGAGGAGUGGUGGAGGUGAAACCCUCACAUGAGUCAUGACAAGAAUACUUUGAGUUAUUAGGUUUACUGAUUGGAACCUUCUCAUCCACCUACUUUGAAGUGAAAAAUUAUGAUUCCUUUUUGAGGCUGUGACCUAAAUUGCAUUAAAUUCAAGGUGAGCCCUCUCAUGGACUUCACUGCAACCAAAGCCUCUGCAUUUCAGGAAGUUUUCCCCUUCUUCUGUAGAAAUGUAGGUAUCCACCUCUUAGUGACACUUAUAUCAACAGAUUCAUCUCCAGGGGUGUGUCCCAGUCAACUCCAUUUUUAAUCGUUGUGGGAUGUGGUAACAAUGUGGGACAAAACCUACAAGACAAUGAUGAUUAUAGUACACCAAAGCAGAUAUUUUGAUUAAAUUAUAAAAGGCAGAUUGUCUUUUAUCUUGACUCUCAUAUGAAAAUUGCUCAUAUAAACCUAAUAAAGCCUAAAGUUUACCCACAACAGGACAGGUUGGAAGAAUGUAAACCUAACUCUUCAAUUACUUGCUCUUAGUUUUAUUGCCUUGUAAAGUUUUAUUGUGCGUCUUCAUGGAGAGAAAGUUCUCAUUCCUUGCUAUUUUUUGUUCCAAAUGAAUAUUUUCUUUCUCUAUUCCUCAGAAUUUUUAAAAGGAAACAGGAAGGGAAAAGCUUAGUGAAAUCCCUAUUUCAGAGACUAGCUAAAAAGGUGGAGGAGGAUAAAAAUGCCUGUAUGCAUGCCACAUUAUUUCAUUCAAAGGCUUCUUAUAAGGCAUUUUAUUUUGUGAGGGAUUCUAAGAGGGAAAAGAUAAUGGAUUUUGUUGAAUGAACAUCUGUAGAUUUGUAGAAUAAAUCAAUUAUGUCUCCCUGAAGAUGCAAAUGCCCAUUGUCAUCUGUAGGAACAGUGGUCAUAUGUUUGUCACCUUAAUCUAAAAUACACAUGUUUGAAAUCAAUGAAGCAGCAUUUCUCAUUACUUGCUGCAUUUAUAUGGGGAUAAAAAAAUGGUGGCACCGAAGUGCGCUAAAACGUCAUACAACAUUGUGCUGUCCCUUUUUGAUUCUCUAUUCCAUUGUGUGACUUUUCACCUCACUGUUAAUAAAGACUUUUUAAAAUAAAGUGAGGAAAAUAUUUUUUAAAAGAAUUUGUAUUAAAAAGUUUAAAACUGACAACAAUAUACUGAUUUUUUUUUUUUUCAACAGUAAAUAUAUGUAGAAGUGCACAUAA